This is a messenger RNA of Ruditapes philippinarum (Manila clam), 3104 nucleotides long. RefSeq names its product DBH-like monooxygenase protein 1. NCBI's taxonomy places the organism in Eukaryota, Metazoa, Mollusca, Bivalvia, Venerida, Veneridae. Gene Ontology annotation, molecular function: copper ion binding; dopamine beta-monooxygenase activity. The transcript is spliced from 12 exons. Bases 220 to 2106 code for a protein of 628 amino acids. The record is from RefSeq and is a predicted model, not a curated record. Gene Ontology annotation, biological process: octopamine biosynthetic process; norepinephrine biosynthetic process; dopamine catabolic process. Gene Ontology annotation, cellular component: secretory granule membrane.
AAUCUACUUGGUAUUCAACCACAAUAUUGUAGCCACUUAGCUGACCUAACUUGUGAUCAAAAUUCAGAUUUUAUAGUGAAUAAACGAAGGAAUAAAACAAGAUACAAGUUGAUUUCUUUAACGUAAAGUGUAUUGAUAUUGUGUUUAGAAAGUGCAAGAUCAAACAGUGCCCAUAUUUUUUAAGAAUAAAGAUAGUGGACUUUUAUAAUUUAUUUAAAAAUGUUAACGCCAAAGUUCAGUUUGUUGACAGCAUGUUUAAUAUGUACAUUAACGUGUCAAGUACGCUUAGUUUUAUCACAAACAAUGCCGAACAGAGCCGAGACUAAUGUGUAUCCUUUCAUAACGGACCUUGAUGAAGGAGGAAAAUAUGUAUUAAGAUGGGGUUUCAAUGAAUCUGUAAUUUGGUUUCAAGUUCAAGUACAAACACUUGGCUACGUAGGUUUUGGAAUAUCAGAAACUGGUAAAAUGGUACCGGCAGAUGUGUUUGUUGCAUAUGUUACAGAUAAUCGAAAGGACAAUUUGGCAUAUUUUAAGGAUUUCCAUACGGUGGGUUAUACACACCCAGAGUCGGACGUCUCGCAAGAUUGGUUCCUUGACUCGGCUGAUGCCAUAGAUGGUUGGACCGUUCUGGAGUUCCAUCGCAAACUGGACACGUGUGAUACUGUAGGGGAUAUACCAAUUACAAGUGACACAAUGCAGCUGAUUUAUGCAUACAGUGACCAGGACCCCGCUAGUAUUGAUUCAAUAAUGUAUCAUUCAAAACGAGGAAGCAAAGCUGUCAAUUUGUUGUUGGCAUCUUCGCCCCCAAAGUUCUAUCCUGCUGAUGUGAACACUAUGGAUUUCCUUAACGAAAACUACAAAAUACCAGCUGACGGAAUGCCAAAUUUUCACUGCAAAUUGUUUGAUCUUUCUAACAUAACUAAGAAGCAUCAUAUUAUAAAAGUUAGUCCAGUUUUGUCGGAUCUUACAGAACAUAAUGUACAUCACAUGGUGUUAUAUCGUUGUUACGUGAAGAACGUAACAGAUUUGAUGAGCCAUGGUGAUAGUUUUAACUGUUUCACGGACGCACCAAACCAUAUCACGUUUUGUAGAGAGCAUGUGGCAAGUUUUGGCCAUGGAAAGUCGCCCAUGUAUCUUCCGGAAGACGUCGGAAUACCAUUUGGGGGUGCAGAAGAGGCAAACUUUUACGUGUUGGCCACGCAUUACGAAAAUGAGGAGUCUUUUACAAAUCUUAUUGACAACUCUGGUAUACGGAUAACUUACACAGCAAAGUUAAGAGAUCAUGAUGCGGCGUUCCUUUCCCUUGGAAACAUCAUUAGUCCUAACUGGCUUCAGUUUAUACCACCAGGAGAACCAAACUUUGUCCAGAAAGCCUACUGCUCAAUGAGAUGCCUUGGAUGGGGAAUUGGCAAUUGCUGGAAUAAAAAAAAAUCUAAAUCAAAACAAUCUAAAUCAUCUAGAGGACAAAAAUCUGGAUUAAUCAAAUCGAAACCAUCUCGAUCAACCAAAUCUGUACCGAUGACGGUGGUUGGUGUUCAGUUUCACUCCCAUUCAUUGGGUAAAGCCAUGAAAUUACGUCAUUUCACGCGCUAUAGAGGAAAUCGAGCGCGGGAGAACCCGUGGUUAGCGUAUGAUAGGUCAUAUGAUAGUGAACAACAAAGCUUCCGCCUUCUGAGUACACGACGAAAAGUUAAUUGCAGAGACGAAUUAUUGUUAGAGUGUACCUAUGAUUCAUCACAGAGGCAACGACCAACAGUGGGUGGUUGGACGGAGUAUGACGAACUGUGCCGUGGAUAUAUGCUGUAUUACCCAAGAAAACCAAUUGAAGGAUGUAUGAGCUGGAAUAAUUAUGAUAAACUCACGAGUACUGACGGACACAAGAUUAACGGCACUGACGUUUUUAGGACGCUUGUAAAUACAAACUGGAAAGAUGACCGAAAGAUGAGAAACAUUCUAAGACAGACUUUAGAUAAAUCCUGGGAAAAUGCCCAAUGCUGGACAUCAUCCCCGAAAAGAGAAAUUUCCUAUGCAAUAGAUUUUUUCCGACAACCGAGAAUAACAAAAAUCUAUAAAGAACCACAAUCGUCGACUUGUCAGGGUGUGUAAAAAGAAAUGACAAAGAGGAAUGUUUAAACCAGACUUUCCGUAAGAUAACGCUCGGAAAGUUCCGCUGACUAGAAUUGAUUUUUUUGUUUCAAUGUCCUUAAUGAUACUGCCUUUGAUUUCAAAAUAACCACCAGGUCAUAGAAUUUCAAAUUUAUAUCCUUCUUUAAACACUUAUUGUGAAAAGCACUAGGCUCAUAGAUAUGAUGUGACCUUUAUUUUUACAUUUUUACAUAGUUUUUGUCCGGUGAGAGACCUAAUGAUGGCAUAAAAAUGAAUAACAAAGCAUCUUUAUUUUUCAAUUACUACCAUUUUAUAACUAUUAUUGUAAAUGGCUAUAUUAUAUAGACGAACACAAAAGUAACUAGAGCUUUCUGUCAUAUUCUCACAUCAUCAAAAAGUCAUCACCGAAAUGGUGCUUAAGGUGACAUUAUGCCCAUCUAAGAGUAAAUUGUGAGUGUUCAGGUACAAUUGAAAGUAUGUUUUUAUAGAUAAAUAAAUAUUAAUAUAUUUCGGAAAUUAUUGGCAGUACUGCAUUUAUAAAAAAGAGAGGGGUCACUUCUUUAUAUUUCAAGUCCGUGUUAUAUUUCAUCGUGAACAUUUGACAUUAUCAGUUAUUGUUCAGCCAAUGUAAUUUUAAGCCUAUCAUAGCAUUCGGCACGAUAUGGUCACUUAUAUGUUGACGUGUCGUAAAAAUCCAAACAAACAAACAAAAUAGUCAAUCUUUUAGAAUAUACAACUAUUUGAUCAGCUUGACAUUGAAAAAAAAAUGAGCAUAAUGUCACUUUGACUUGUUUUUCGACUUUAGUUUAGAAUAUCAACAUAAUAAAUAGUUUAAUUUCUUUUCAAUAUUUUUUCACACGGUCAAAUGAAAGGCUUCAAUAAUUAUCAGGGAGUUAUGACACAAAGCAAGGGAAAACAUAUUUCAAUUAAAGAAGUGUGAUGUAAUAAGCAAAUACAUGUAUGAUUUUCACUUCAUGUCAAUAAAUAUGUUAACGUUA